UAAAAUUUUGGGUUUAAAGGCUGAUCCAGAACUGGAAGCAAUUAGGCAGAGAAGAAUGCAGGAGCUAAUGGCUCAACGUGGUGGUGGCGGCGCUGGAAAUCAGAACAACUCUGAACAGCAUAAAGCCCAGGAAGAAGCUAAGAGGGAUGCAGAUGAGAGGAGACAAAUGAUGCUGACUCAGAUCAUGUCUUCUGAAGCACGUGAAAGGCUUGCUAGAAUUGCUUUGGUAAAACCUGAGAAAGCUAGGGGAGUUGAAGAUGUUGUACUCAGAGCUGCCCAGAUGGGUCAGAUAGCUGAGAAAGUUUCUGAAGAGAAACUUAUAUCAUUGCUGGAACAGAUCAAUACGCAGACGAGUAAACAGACAAAAGUUAUAAUCCAGAGGCGAAGGAGUGUUCUUGAGGAUGAUGACUAGAUUGGAUUCGAUCCUUCAUGACUAUUCAACUGGUUUGUGUUCAUAUAUUUGUAUCCUAUGGUUAUGGAUAACUCUUUAAUGAUUGAUUUUUCUCCACGGAACCAGAUCAGACUUCAAUCUAAACUGCAUUCAUGUGAUCUAAUGAUUGACUCAUCUUUGUGGU
Messenger RNA from Impatiens glandulifera, 575 nucleotides. Its product is annotated as DNA-binding protein DDB_G0278111-like. The record is from RefSeq and is a predicted model, not a curated record. Gene Ontology annotation, cellular component: nucleus; cytosol. NCBI's taxonomy places the organism in Eukaryota, Viridiplantae, Streptophyta, Magnoliopsida, Ericales, Balsaminaceae. Gene Ontology annotation, molecular function: DNA binding. The transcript is spliced from 6 exons. Bases 56 to 412 code for a protein of 118 amino acids.